AUGAUAACUCUUCACUUUUAUUACAACAUGGAAAAACCUAUUUGUGAAAAAUUUCAACUUAUUCCUGUAAAAUUUAGAAAGAACCUUUGUUAAAGAGUCAGAGAUUUAAAAGCAAGAUAGCAAAGAAAGAAAAAGAAAAAGGAAAGAGGAAAGUAUAGAAGCUAUAGUCUAAAUUUAAAAAUUUGUGCGCUCAAAUGGAUUGAGGAAGGAAGAGAUGAAAGAACUAUAGCUGAAGAAUUAGAUAUUCCAUUGAAGAACAUAAGAAGAUGGAAAAAACAAGGUCCUUUUCGUAAGAAAGGUUGUGGGCGCAAAUCAAUUGAUUUAGAGAUGGAAUAAAAAUUGGCAGCAUGGUGUCAUGAAACUAUUAGAAAUACUAAUAAACGAGUAUCUCGAGCCAUGAUUUAAACAUAAGCCUUGAAAAUGAUUAAGUAAGGAGUAGAUUUCAAAGCAAGUAAAGGAUGGACAGAUAAAUUUGUUAGAAAAUAUAAACUAAUUAGAAAUAAAAGAAUUUCAAAAUGA
Molecule: messenger RNA, 519 nt
Organism: Paramecium pentaurelia
Lineage: Eukaryota; Ciliophora; Oligohymenophorea; Peniculida; Parameciidae
Source: the annotation of a GenBank genome assembly